Sitodiplosis mosellana (orange wheat blossom midge) is the source of this 4291-nucleotide messenger RNA. It is a transcript of the gene Gyg, whose product is annotated as glycogenin-1. The coding region runs from base 503 to 3613 and encodes 1036 amino acids. Gene Ontology annotation, cellular component: cytoplasm. The record is from RefSeq and is a predicted model, not a curated record. The transcript is spliced from 7 exons. Gene Ontology annotation, molecular function: glycosyltransferase activity. NCBI's taxonomy places the organism in Eukaryota, Metazoa, Arthropoda, Insecta, Diptera, Cecidomyiidae.
UCUUUGAUUGUCGAAUUGACCGGUUUACAGUUAAAGAAAAAGCAAUAAAGAAAGAAAGAGUGAGUCGAGUUUUGUGUGUGAUACUCACCGUGAUGGUGAUCAUCGGCUGUAGCUACUACUGUCGACUCCUCUGUAUUGAGCUCGGUGUGUGUUUUCAUUAAAUUCAAUUAGACAAAGAUAGAACGACGAGAAUAAACGGAACAGAAUCACCGAGUCACACACGGAGAAGAAGAAAGUCUUAAAACUAUAUGCAGCCAGCACAUUCAGAGUCAGUAGUUAAUAGUCGUUCAAUCGCACAACCGAAAGCCGAGCCUUCAUCACACCAUUCAACGUAUUAAUUGUUCACUGGUUGUGUGUGUUUACGAAUUAAUCAAGUGUUUUAUCAAUUGGUGCGAGAGAAAAGAGCUUAAAAAGCAAACGUCGCAAUAUCAGUGGAAAUAUUGGAAAAAUAAUUUGUUCAAUUCAUCAAUUUUUAUACCGUCGAUAAGAACAACAACGAAAAAUGGGUCAAUUUGCGUGGGUAACAUUAGCUACGAAUGAUUCAUAUGCAUUGGGUGCAUUGGUUGUGGCACAUUCACUGAAAAAGGUCAACACAGCCCAUCAGCUAGCCGUUUUGAUCACACCAGGUGUGACACAGUCGAUGCGCGAAAAAUUGCAAAUCAUUUUCAAUUUGGUGCAAGAAGUUAAUGUGCUCGAUUCAAAGGAUGCCGCCAAUUUGGCAUUGUUAUCGCGUCCAGAACUAGGCAUCACCUUCACCAAAUUGCACUGCUGGCGAUUGACACAAUAUGAGAAAUGUGUCUUCUUGGAUGCCGAUACUUUGGUGUUGCAAAAUUGCGACGAAUUAUUUGAACGCGAAGAAUUGUCGGCUGCUCCAGAUGUGGGCUGGCCAGAUUGCUUCAACAGCGGUGUGUUCGUAUUCCGUCCAAGUUUGGAUACGUUCGAUAAGCUCACACAAUUUGCCGUGCAAAAAGGUAGCUUCGACGGCGGCGACCAAGGGUUAUUGAACUCAUACUUCGCCAACUGGGCACAAUCCGAUAGUUCAAAACGUUUGCCAUUCAUCUACAAUACAUGCUCAACCGCAUGCUACUCAUAUCUUCCAGCAUUUAAGCAAUUCGGCGACAAUGUGAAGAUUCUUCAUUUCAUUGGCCAAUUGAAGCCAUGGGUUAUCAACUUCGAUCCAGUUGCGAAGAAACCAAACCCACCAGCGGAAUACAAACAUUUGGCCGAGUACUUGGAUUUGUGGUGGAACAUUUUCUGCAAUGAGGUUCACCCAAAAUUGGUGACAAAUAUGGCUGGAUUGGCUGGCGCCUUGGCCGGUUUGAAAUUGGGUGUUGCACGUUCGGCCGAACAAGAAGCAUAUGAAAAUAAUUGCCGACGCAACUACUGGGAGCACGGUAACAUCGACUACUUAGGAUCCCAAAUUAAGGAGCGCAUCAUUCAUGAAACGGCUACUGAUGGACGCCAAAUUACCAAGAGAAUCUGCACACUCGAGGGAACUCAAUACGAAGAAGUGGAAGAAUGGGAAGAGACUCAGACGGGCGAAAAGAAGAAUGUAAAGAAUACGAAACGUACAAAUCCAUUGAAAUCACAACCAUCAUGUGGUGGUAAGAAGCCGUCGCCAGCCGCCGAAGCUGCUCUCAAGGCACUUGUCAGCCAGGAAAUCGUUAUCGUUCCUGGUCACACCAAGGUUGAGUUUGAUGAGAAGAACAACAUCAAAACGAUCACCGAGAAAACCACUUCUGGUCAUCAAAUCACCACACUUCAAACCUUCCCCGAUGGUCGCACCAAGACCCAAACCAGAACCUUCUACGAUCCCAUUUCAGUGCCAAUCGGAGAAGACGAAGAGUAUGAAGAGGAGGAAGAGGAAGAAAUCAUUGAAGAAGAGAGCUGGCAACCAAGCUCAACCAACACUCAAGUCACUUCGACCAAUAAAAAUCAACAAGCAAAGAAUGUCAAUCAACAACAGGUCACCAAGAACACUACUAAUGUGAGCAACCAACAGCAACAACUUCAAAAGCAACAACAACAAACUUCAACCCAACAAACAACCAAGCAAGUGUCCCAACAACAACAAAAAACCGUCACCCAACAAACAUCGACAAAGACGACCAGCGAAACCCAAGUCCAUUCACAAAGCAGUAAGACGCAACAACAAGAACAACAGAGCAUUCAGAACACGCAAAACACUCAGAACAAACAAGUUGUCCAGAAGGCUAACAAUCCAAAUACGCAAGUCGCUGUUCCAAGUGGUCAACCACGCACCACUAUUGUUAAGAAGAAGUUGGACACUGGCGAAGAAAUUGAAAUUCAUACAACCAUUUCGGCCGAUGGCUUGUCGAAGACCUGUCGCCGUAUUGUGACCAAGCCAGCUGAAGAAUUGGAAGUUACGGAAUAUGAAGAGACUCACUCAUAUGAGCCAAACGAGACGAAAAUUACCAAAACUUCGCAACAAUCGACCACCAAGAAGGUGACCGAAACCACUCAAAGUGUGCAACAACAGCAUCAACAGCAGCAACAGCAUCACCAGCACGAACAAACCCAUCAUCAACAGCAAACGAUCAAGAAUCAACAACAAACCACGAAAAAUCAAACCAAUGUCACUGAGCAGCAACAACAUCAACAACAAUUGAAAAAUGUUGAUACAAAAAAUCCAACAGCCGUUGCACCAUAUGGACAAGACGAAUUCGUUGCUGCUCAACACUCGACCCGGCGCACAAAAGUGACCGAAUCGGUUACAAUGAUUGUGCAAGAUGAGCACGGCACCUCUGGUGUGACAAAGACCAAGCAAACCGUGAACAAAGAGCAAAAUGUGCUCUCUUCACAAACCGGCAAACAAGAUCUUGCUACCACUCAAAACCAGACGACGGUGAGUGAGGAAGAGCAUGUUUUGAGUGUGGAAGAAAUUGAACGUUUGUUGCAACGUCAAACUAGCAACGAUAGCAAGCAAAUCACUCAAGAGAUUUCAUCGUUGAGCAAAGAUCAAAUUGAUCAAUUGUUGCAACACCACAACAAGACCACCCAACAAAUCAAGCAAACGCAACAAUCGCAACACACAAAGCAAACCACUCAGCAAACAUCAACAUUGACUCAAGAACAAGUUGAGGAAUUGAAGCGAUUGCAACAAAUCAAGAAGACCCAACAAACUACCCAGCAAACAACUCAACAGACCACACAGCAAACUACCCAGAAAUCCAAGUUGACUAAAGAGCAAAUUGACAAACAAGAGAAGGAGAUGCGCCAACAAUUGGAACAACAGAAGCAGAUGUCAAACGUUGAUCAACGAUUCACCAAGAAUCAAAAUCAAACCAUUCGCACCGAAACGCAUAAAAUAACCAGCACCAGUGAAAAGACGUUCACAACCACAAUGGGUCAUGUUGUCACCCGUCCGGAUACUUUGCCCGGUGAAGAGACAACCGAAGAAGUGCGAUAUUUCCCUGGUGGUGUUGAGUAUGUCUGGAAGACGGUUCGCUCCGAUGGCUCGUCAAAAAUGUCAAUGAGAACAUUCUACGAUCCAGUUCCAGUGGACGAAGAGGAUGAUUCUUUUGGGGGUAAAAAAAAACUUCCAGCUGCACAUGCCUCUAAUGUCGGCGCUCAGUCAGGAUUAAAGAAAUAAGAAAUGCAAACGAAUGAAUCUCAUUGAGAAUGAACGAGAUCAAAUACGACCUUGAUCUCAAUCAGGCUUGAGCAAUGCUCAAUUUUUGCCCAAAUCGAAGAAAAAAGAACAACAACCAUCACCAUUGAGUUCUCGAUUUUUAAAACAAUUCAUGUUUUUUUAUUCAAUUUAUUCUUUUUCUACGCUUUUCAUUGCUUUUAUUAACAAACGGCUGCAUUUCUCAAAUUGCGUUUCUUUCGUUUACAUUCGCAUUUCUUUUUUUCUGAUGAUGUUUUUUCAUAAUAAAUAUAAAUAUUGUUCCACACAUUUUGCGUCGACAAUAUUUUUUGAAACAUGUUUUAGAUUGAUUCCCGUUAAAUAAAAGAAAAAAAAAUUAGGCCAACAAAAUGUCUUCAAGAUUCUCAGAAUUUAGUAUUAUCUUCCUUUUCAUUUCUUUCAAAAAAAAAAUUCUUAGAAUUUAUUGUAAAACUAACAACAAAUUAUCCCCACACACAAAAAAAACAGUCUUCAUUUUUUCCCAUAAAAAGGAUAAAUGUGGAGAUACAUGGAUAAAAAAUCAAACAAUUUUAUGAAAAAUAUGUUACAGUAGAUUUUAUGAAAUUGUUUAAAAAAAAAGGUAAAUCAAUAUUUAAAAAAAUGCAAUAAAAAAGUUACAAUAAAAUGAAAUCAAAACGAAAA